Messenger RNA from Stomoxys calcitrans (stable fly), 1347 nucleotides. RefSeq names its product fas-associated death domain protein (gene Fadd). NCBI's taxonomy places the organism in Eukaryota, Metazoa, Arthropoda, Insecta, Diptera, Muscidae. The transcript has a single exon. Gene Ontology annotation, molecular function: protein binding. The coding region runs from base 116 to 877 and encodes 253 amino acids. Gene Ontology annotation, biological process: signal transduction; regulation of apoptotic process. The record is from RefSeq and is a predicted model, not a curated record.
CACAUCUUUUGUAAGUAGAUUCCCAUAAAUAUUGGGAAAGUAACAUUUUGCUAUUAAAGACUGACAAAUUUUAUUCCAACAUCGCGGAAAAAGUUUUCGUAUACAUACUAGUUGAAUGGCAACCAUGACUCACUGGUCCUACGAUCUUGUAAAGGACAUAGCUCUAAAAGAUAAGAAUGCUCACGACAAUUUGGAAGACCUUAAGUCUCUGCUUCGCGAUGAAAUAGGAUCCGCCCGAAAUAUGUGUCGCAUCAAAAACAUGGAGGAUUUGAUUGAUUGUUUGGAACGACAUGACGCUUUGUCGGAGUUUAAUAUUGAACCACUUAGAGAAAUUGCCGACCAAUUUGGAAAUGAAGAAUUGGAGGAGGCAGUGUCUGGCUAUACUUCGCCAAAGGACACGAGAUCGUAUAAUGAACCCUACAACCAGUAUCGUGAACAACGUUUAGCCGAUGAAGUACGUACACAUUUAAAUAUUAGUGGCGGACAACGUGAAGUAGGGAGUGGGGCUGGAGAAAGAUGUGCCAAUAGUUCUUUCCGACGACAAGAUCCGCCAGGCGCUCCCUCUGCUGUGACUACACCAUAUCCUCAAGCGCUAACAGAUAAAAAACGAGCGGCCAUUUAUAAAUCAAUUGCUGAAAAUAUUGGCAAAUUUUGGCGAGCUUUUGGCCGUGAACUAGAAAUUUCUCAGGGUCAAUUGGACGGGGUGGAAAUGGAAUAUCCACGCGACCUUGUUUCACGUGUGCAUAAGUUGCUGAACAUUUUCGAGGAAGACGAAAGUCACGACCCCAAUCAACAUGUCCUUAUUCUUUGCCGCGCUUUAGAAGAAUGUCGACGCAAGGAUCUGCGGCGCAAGGUAGAAAAUAUAAUGUCUCAUUGAAAGACUUAGUAGCUCCACUACUGACAAUUUUCCAAAAAAAAUAAUUUUUCAAAAUAACAUCACAUUUGUUAUUAGAGACUUCACACUAUAUUUAUAAGCUUUAUUACCAGGUUUAUUUUGAGGUUUCGUAUUUUAGCUGUUGGCAUGUUGUAUAUUUAAAAUUAUGCAAUUAUAUAGUCCUUGUAAGGCUGAAAACAAACAACAAAAAUUACAUGUUUUCUUAUUGUGAAAAUUGGAAAGAAAGAAGCGCAAUUAAGCAGGGAUAAUGGGAAAGUGGAUCUAUGUUUUCCAUACUUGGAACAUAUUGAUGGCUUAAUAUAAAAAUGGUUUAACUCAAUUUUUUUUUUGCCAAAAUUACGAUUUUUGUUCAUUGUGGAAGACAAAUGUCAUAUGCACCUUCCUUCAAAAUUUCACGUGGAUACAAUUGCACAUAACAGAUUUAUAACGAUUAAAAAAAGGACAAAGUUAAA